Molecule: messenger RNA, 3577 nt
Organism: Carcharodon carcharias (great white shark)
Lineage: Eukaryota; Metazoa; Chordata; Chondrichthyes; Lamniformes; Lamnidae
Product: G/T mismatch-specific thymine DNA glycosylase-like
Exons: 10
Coding region: 58-1320 (420 amino acids)
Biological process (GO): base-excision repair, AP site formation
Cellular component (GO): nucleus
Molecular function (GO): mismatch base pair DNA N-glycosylase activity
Source: RefSeq, a predicted model, not a curated record
GGCCCCUUUUGUUUGGCGGGGCUGACGAGCGUCUGCUGUUUCCUCUCGGAGGCAGUGAUGGAGGCGCAGGGCCCGGGGCUGCAGUGCGAAUACUUCCACGAUUGGUCCAGCAGCUCCGGCCCGCCGCCUCUCCAGCCGGCCCAGGCCCAGGCCCCGACAGGGCCCGAUCCCUUCAGCGUGGAGGAGGCCGCCGCCGCAGCAGCAGCAGCAGCAGCAGCAGCAGCAACCCCGCCGCCGCCGCCGCCGGAGGCCGGACAGGCAGCUACAAAACGUAAAAGAGGAAGACCUCCAGGAUCACAGAAAAAUAAGUCUGAGGGAACAAGCACCAAACGAGGCAAAACAGAUGGGAAAUCAGGGGGGAAGCAGGAAAAAAUCACCAAUGCUUUUAAAGUUACGAAAAGAAAAAUUGAUCGAUUCAAUGGAACAACUGAAGCUGAACUUUUAACAAAAACCUUACCGGAUAUAUUGACCUACGGUUUAGACAUUGUGAUUAUUGGAAUUAACCCAGGGCUGAUGGCAGCAUACAAAGGACAUCAUUACCCGGGACCAGGAAAUCAUUUUUGGAAGUGCUUGUUUUUGUCCGGUCUUAUCGAUAAGCCUUUAAACCAUGUGGAUGAUGCUUCUUUACCAGAGAAAUAUGGAAUAGGUUUCACAAACAUGGUGGAGAGGACUACUCCAGGGAGCAAGGACCUCAAAAGUAAAGAGAUUCGCGAAGGAGGGAAAAUACUUCUGCAAAAACUGCAGAAAUUUAAGCCACGGAUUGCUGUUUUUAAUGGAAAAUGCAUCUAUGAAAUUUUUAGCAAAGAAGUAUUUGGAGUUAAGGUCAAGAAAUUGGAGUUUGGGCAGCAGCCACACAAAAUCCCUGAGGGAGAAACAGUGGUCUAUGUCAUGCCUUCUUCCAGUGCAAGAUGUGCACAGUUUCCUCGGGCCCAGGACAAGGUCCAUUAUUAUAUCAAGCUAAAGGAACUGCGGAAUCAUUUGAAGGGCAUUAGAACUGCUACAGAGGUCACUGAAGUAGAAUACUCAUUUGACUUGCAGAAAGCUCAAGCGGAAGCCAAGAAAAUGGCAAUUAAAGAGGAAAAAUAUGACCCUGGUUAUGAAGCAGCUUAUGGUGGUUCAUAUAUGGAAAAAUCCACAGAAAGCAAUGGGCAGUGCAACUUUGCCAUGACUGAACCAGCAGCAGCCAGCAAUUCCGAGUUCAACAUGGACUCAACGUUUUGUCAAGUUCCUGAUGGUCAGUGGAUGACCCAGUCAUUUGCCGAUCAGAUUCCUUCAAUCAACAAUUACUGCACACAGCCUCAAGAAGAAAAUAGCACAUAAUGAAUUGACAGGUGUACAAAACUUCAUGUUACUGCAGUUUUAAUGCAGUCUUAAAAGUACUGUACCUCAGUUUUUGAACUGAAGAUGUUUUGAGAUAACAUUUCUUUUUACCUAAUGUUUUAAGUCUAGAAUUGUGUAAACGUAAUGAUGUAGUAUCGGUCAGAAAGCUGAAUUCUUAAACAUUUUUAGAAUUAAACUUUGCCCAAAAUAUUUAUAGAUGGAAGGAGAAAUGGUUUUAAGUGAACAUUGAAGUUUUUUUAUUUAAUAUGGUCAGGUGCUCAUUUUAUUCCUGUAAUACAGUGGGGGUUUCUUAAGAGUACAGAUUCUCUUUUACUCAAGUGUUUAAAUUGUAAGGCUGUUAGGCCAUUCAGAAAUUCCUUCUGUUAAUUCUAGCAAUAGACUGGGUGCAGUGAAGCCUUUAUUGAUCUUGGUCAAAGUAGUAGUGGGAGCUCAACAGAAAUCAUAGUGUAACCUCUUAAACUGAAUUGAAACAAUGUUGUUUAAGGUCUUGCUUAUUUGAAGCUAUUUUAACAUUUGCCUUUUUCAGGAUAUGUGCACAUGUUGAAGUUCUAUCAAUAGCAGUUUCAAUUUCAGACCUGUUCAGCAAACCACUUUAAUUUUAAGUUUUUUUAGACCAAAGGGUGCAUGUUUUAAAAAAAAAAAUUCAUAGUGAAUACGGGUCCAGGUGUCCAUUUGUUUAUGCAAAUUCAAAGCAAGAUUAGAGCAGUUUCAAUUCAUUAUUUUAAAUCAAUUUUGAAAUGUUGAUGGGGGUAAGUUGCUCCCCCUUGGAAAAUUAAAACUCCUUUGAGCAUAGACUCUACCUUUUCAAUAUGUCUUUAAGGAUAAGAAGGGUGCUACUGUGUUGUAAAAAUAAUAAGUACCAUCAUAUAAUCAUGUUUUACAAUUAAAUAGAUGUUCUUUAACACUUUAAGUCUACUCUUGACUCAAAGUUGCUUAAAUUAUCUGAUUCAUAUUUUAACAAUAAAUUCCCCCUUUGUGCUGUUACUUUACCAAUAUUGCUGAAAACAAAUUAUGAUUUAUCUUUUGCACAAAGCCAUUUUGAAUUAUCAGGAGUAGACUGGUUUGGAAAGUUGACAAUGCACAAGAGGAGCCAGAGAAUAGGCUCUCAGGCAAACUUUUGAACUAUGUUUAAAAAUCUUGAGUCAGCAACUUUACAGUUGCCUUCAGCGUUUGAGGUUUUUGUAAGAAGUGUAAAAGAUGGCUUUCCGUUGAAAAUUGUCUGGAUAUUAAAUGGAGCAUUCACAAUUCUGGCUCACGCAUGUAUUUCAAAGCACUUUCCCUUCAAGCUAAACUUACACAACAAUUUUCUUUUGGACUGAUUUAAAUUUGAAUAAAGGGAAUUAAAUUCUUUCUGUGGGCCCUUGUACUUAAUCACUUAAGUCUAGAGAAAUGUAGCUCACUAGCCCAGAUUUUAACCCUCACACUCGACGGGAACUGAGAGUGCAGGGGAGUUUGGAUCAGCGCAGCAGCUUAUUUGGCCAAAUUUGCCAUUUUAACAAGUAUGCUCUAAGAUCCUCACACCAGACAAAUGAGGGGCUCACUGAAAUUCAAAAGUUGGGGUCUGAUCAUUUAGCAGCUGCUUUCGGCUGACCUCACCGGGAACACUGGCUGCAAAGGGUUAGGAGGGCCAAAAGAGACCAUUUACAGGUUUCCUUGUGGGCCUGGGGCAACAGGAGUGAAUUUCCCAAGAAAACCUAGGGCUUUGGGCUUCCUCCUGAUUGCCCAUUUAACCACCAUCCCCUCCACUCCUUAUCUAACUGGAUUUGUGCAGGAAUCUGGUCUAACCUGGGAAUGAAAAUGGCCUAGGCUUCAUGGCUGCCAGGUCCUAUCUCACCCCUGUUAAAAUCCAGGCUACUGUUUUUUAAGUAAAAGUUCACACAAUUGGGACGUGUCACUAUGGAAAUGCCUUAAAGGUUCCUUAAGAAAACUAUUCAAACUAACCUGCAUGAAUGUUUUCAACAAAGCAUUUGUAAGACUCUAUUGACUUAAAGCUGUUGUACAAAACAUUUUCAGGUUAUACACACAUCACGUGUUUUAGUAUGUAAAAUGUGCCUGUGGGAAUAUAUACAAGUAAAUGUACUCUGACUUGAAGUGAAUGGGCAGCUACUGGAAACUUUUUAAAAUGUUAAAUGACACUGUUUACAACUUGUACAUUUGGUGCUCAAUCCUCUUGCAAGAGAGGGAUGGUUCUGAAAGCUGGCAAAAAAAAUCAAUAAAAAUUACAAUGAAUACUUUA